GUUCACCAAAAAAAAACCCUAGUCCUUAAUAGCCGUUAUUGAUGGCCCUGAAGACCGAACCCUUCCACCGUCUGGCUGCUUAUUGCCAUUUUUGCCUCCAUUACCAGAAUUCUCUCUGCAAAACUAACAAUGAUUUCUCUUCCUUCUCUCCAUCAAUCUCUUUCAAAACCCUCUGUUUUCCUUCUUUCUUCUCCCUCCCCACUUUUCCUCCAAUCUCUCUUUUUGCUCCCAACAUCAACAAAACCCAUUUCCAUCCAUUCCUCCAAACCACUUCCCAUCAAGUGUUGUUACUCCUCCACCACCACCUCCGCUGAACCCGCCCAAGAACAUGUCCGACCCGUUUCUACCCUCAAGAUAGCUAUUAUAGGCUUUGGCAACUACGGCCAAUUCCUAGCUAAAACUCUCGUCUCUCAAGGCCACAAAGUUUUAGCCUACUCGAGAUCCGACUAUUCCCAUGUCGCUAAAAGUUUGGGAGUUUCCUUCUUUAUAAACCCCCACGACUUAUGUGAACAACACCCACACGUUAUCCUCCUUUGUACUUCAAUUAUCUCGACCGAACAAGUGUUGAGAUCUCUUCCUUUACAAAGACUGAAACGGUCCACAUUAUUUGUCGACGUUUUAUCCGUCAAAGAGUUCGCCAAGAAUCUCCUCCUUGAUUUCUUGCCCUCUGAUUUCGACAUCAUUUGUUCCCAUCCCAUGUUCGGACCACAAAGCGCCAAACAAAGCUGGAAAGACCUCUUCUUUGUCUACGAAAAGGUUAGAAUCGGAAACGAAUCUUCCAGGGUUCAAAGAUGUGAAGAUUUUCUGGGAAUAUUUGAAAGUGAAGGUUGUAAAAUGGUGGAAAUGAGCUGUCAAGAGCACGACAAGUUUGCAGCGGGGUCACAGUUUAUGACACACACGGUUGGGAGGGUGUUGGACAUGUUGGGUUUGGAGUCAACGCCAAUUAAUACAAAGGGUUAUGAGGCUUUGUUAGAAUUGGUUGAGAAUACUUGUAGGGAUAGCUUUGAUUUGUAUUAUGGCUUGUUUCUGUAUAAUAAGAGUGCUUUGGAGAUGGUUGAGAGGUUGGAUUUGGCUUUUGAUGCUUUGAGGAAUGAGCUUUUUGGGAGGUUGCAUCAUGUUGUGAGGAAACAGUUGUUCGAGAACGGAGAGAAGGGAAAGAGUCUGGAAGGAAUUAGAUACGAAAAUGGUGCUGCUUUGGCUUCAAGCUCAAAUCCUUUGAGAUCUCAAGAUGCUAUUCUACCAUAUGAAUUUAAAGGAAAGAUAUCUGAAAGUGUUGAUGAUAGUUCAAAACUCAAGAUUGCAAUUGUUGGAUUUGGAAACUUCGGUCAGUUCCUUGCCAAAACCCUGGCUUGUCAGGGCCACUCAGUUUUAGCUUAUUCAAGAACUGAUUAUAGAGAUGCAGCUCAGAAAUUGGGGGUUUCUUUCUUCUCUGACGCUAAUGACCUUUGUGAAGAACAUCCCGAAGUUAUUCUUCUGUGUACCUCGAUUCUUUCGACUGAAAAAGUUCUCAAGUCAUUGCCACUUCAGAGAUUGAAGAGAAGUACUCUGUUUGUUGAUGUGCUGUCUGUGAAAGAGUUCCCAAGGAAUUUGUUUCUUCAACAUUUACCAUCGGAUUUUGAUAUUCUAUGCACGCAUCCCAUGUUUGGACCAGAAAGUGGUAAAAAUGGUUGGAAUUCUCUUCCUUUUCUUUUUGAUAAGGUGAGGGUUGGAAGUGAUGAAAGAAGAGUAGCUCGGUGUAAUAAGUUCCUUGAUAUUUUUGCACGAGAAGGAUGCCGAAUGGUGGAGAUGAGUUGUGCAGAACACGAUCGGCAUGCGGCAGGGUCACAGUUCAUUACCCACACCAUGGGCAGGGUUUUGGAGAAGUUAGAAUUGGAUUCUACGCCAAUUAACACAAAAGGGUAUGAUACUUUGUUGAAGUUGGUGGAGAAUACAGCUGGAGACAGCUUUGAACUUUAUUAUGGGCUGUUCAUGUACAAUGUGAAUGCAAUGGAACAGCUAGAGAGAAUGGAUUUUGCCUUUGAGUCAUUGAAGAAGCAGCUCUUUGGUAGAUUGCAUGGUGUCCUUCGGAAGCAACUGUUUGGAAAUUCAGAGAACUUUGAAGUUUUGAGGGAGAAAUCUGUUGAGGGAAAUGGUGCUGCACUUUCAUCUUCUCCAGAGAGUGUUAAAAUCAGUUAGCCCUAUAUUCUCGUCUUACAUGAUUUCACAUUUUUUUGUUUACAUCAUGGUGACUGGGUCUCCCAUGGCUCACUGGAAUCAGCAGUGAAGAAGACCUUAUUGGUGGUGUGCCAACCUCGUGCUUAUCGUCAUAGCUGCAAAAGUAAAUUCUUUUUGUAAGUUUUUUACAUACCGUGGGAACCAAAUGAUGCCAAGCUGAAGUUCAAUUUCUGAAUAAAUUAUAUGGAAAGUGUAGACGGUAGACUAACAAAGAGCAAUCAGCACUGAGAUGGGCACGGGUCCUAGUCAUAAGAAAGAAAAUGUUGAUGAUCUGAUUUCAGCUGAGUUAUGGCCCUGGAAAUGUGAUGCUUCACUCCAAGUUUUGUCAAAUUUAUUUAAUUACCAUAUCCUGAGUUGUUCCUACGGUUUUCUUAUAUCAUGCCAUGUUGGAGGAUGUUGUAAUAUUUUUUGUUCAUUUAUUCUUUGGAAGAGGGAAGGGCGAUUGUUGUGUCAUUUAUUUUCUGUAGCAAUUGUGGUACUCCAUUUUGUUGAUGGGAGGAGCCCCACCGAAUAAUUGUCCCCAUCUCAUUGUGGUGAUUAUCAUGAAUAAAAGAAAAUGCAUUGAUUCAUUAUUAGUACUUUAA
Theobroma cacao (cacao) is the source of this 2798-nucleotide messenger RNA. RefSeq names its product arogenate dehydrogenase 1, chloroplastic-like. Gene Ontology annotation, biological process: L-tyrosine biosynthetic process. Gene Ontology annotation, molecular function: arogenate dehydrogenase (NADP+) activity; NAD+ binding; prephenate dehydrogenase (NAD+) activity. NCBI's taxonomy places the organism in Eukaryota, Viridiplantae, Streptophyta, Magnoliopsida, Malvales, Malvaceae. The record is from RefSeq and is a predicted model, not a curated record.